Procambarus clarkii (red swamp crayfish) is the source of this 1179-nucleotide messenger RNA. The record is from RefSeq and is a predicted model, not a curated record. Lineage: Eukaryota; Metazoa; Arthropoda; Malacostraca; Decapoda; Cambaridae.
AUGGGCCAGGAGGCGGGAGGUCACCUUGAAGCAAGUGGCUGUCACAACAAGGCCCUAACAGUCACAACAAGGCCCUCACAGUCACAACAAGGUCCUCAAAGUCACAACAAGGCCCUAACAGUCACAACAAGGCCCUCACAGUCACAACAAGGUUCUCACAGUCACAACAAGGUCCUCAAAGUCACAACAAGGUCCCUCACAGUUACAACAAGGCCCCUCACAGUCACAACAAGGCCCUCACAGUCACAACAAGGUUCUCAGUCACAACAAGGUUCUCACAGUCACAACAAGGUUCUCACAGUCACAACAAGGCCCUCACAGUCACAACAAGGCCCUCACAGUCACAACAAGGCCCUAACAGUCACAACAAGGCCCUCACAGUCACAACAAGGUUCUCAGUCACAACAAGGCCCUAACAGUCACAACAAGGCCCUCACAGUCACAACAAGGUCCUCAAAGUCACAACAAGGCCCUAACAGUCACAACAAGGCCCUCACAGUCACAACAAGGUCCCUCACAGUCACAACAAGGUCCUCAAAGUCACAACAAGGUCCCUCACAGUCACAACAAGGCCCUCACAGUCACAACAAGGCCCUCACAGUCACAACAAGGUUCUCAGUCACAACAAGGCCCUCACAGUCACAACAAGGCCCCUCACAGUCACAACAAGGUUCUCACAGUCACAACAAAGUUCUCACAGUCACAACAAGGUUCUCAGUCACAACAAGGCCCUCACAGUCACAACAAGGCCCCUCACAGUCACAACAAGGUUCUCACAGUCACAACAAGGUUCUCACAGUCACAACAAGGUUCUCACAGUCACAACAAGGUCCCUCACAGUCACAACAAGGUCCUCAAAGUCACAACAAGGUCCCUCACAGUCACAACAAGGCCCUCACAGUCACAACAAGGCCCUCACAGUCACAACAAGGUUCUCAGUCACAACAAGGCCCUCACAGUCACAACAAGGCCCCUCACAGUCACAACAAGGUUCUCACAGUCACAACAAGGUUCUCACAGUCACAACAAGGUUCUCAGUCACAACAAGGCCCUCACAGUCACAACAAGGCCCCUCACAGUCACAACAAGGUUCUCACAGUCACAACAAGGUUCUCACAGUCACAACAAGGUUCUCACAGUCACAACAAGGUUCUCACAGUCACAACAAGGAUUGUUUAA